AUCAGGGCCAUGGACACACAAACUUUAGAGAAGGCAGCCGUGAGGAUCCAGUCAUGGUGGCGUGGCAACAUGGUGCGCCGGACGCUACUGCACGCAGCACUCCGGGCCUGGGUCAUCCAGUGCUGGUGGAGGUCGAUUCAGGCCAAGACCCUGGAGCAGAGAAAACGCCUGGCACUAAGACUUUACACCUGCCAAGAGUGGGCAGUGGUGAAGGUGCAGGCCCACGUUCGGAUGUGGCAGGCCCGCAAACGCUUCCUCCAGGCCCGACAAGCUGCCUGCAUUAUCCAGGCUCACUGGCGCUGGCAUGCCAGCCAGACAAGAGGCCUGAUCCAGGGCCACUAUGAGGUCAGAGCCGGGCAGAUGGAGCUCGACAUCGAGAUCCUCAUGACCUAGGACACCACAAAGCCAAAGAGACUGGAUCUCUCUCCUAAUAAAGACAAUUA
Messenger RNA from Cavia porcellus (domestic guinea pig), 443 nucleotides. RefSeq names its product IQ motif containing F6 (gene Iqcf6). The record is from RefSeq and is a predicted model, not a curated record. NCBI's taxonomy places the organism in Eukaryota, Metazoa, Chordata, Mammalia, Rodentia, Caviidae. The transcript is spliced from 2 exons. Gene Ontology annotation, molecular function: calmodulin binding. Bases 10 to 393 code for a protein of 127 amino acids.